GCUCGUCGCUCUCCGCGUCCGUCCGUCCGUCCCUUCCUCCUCGCCUUCUCUUGCUUUCUGCCUUAUCCGCUUUGCUUCUCAUCUGACCUGUCGUCCCUUCUCAUCUUGCUCCCGUCCGCCAUGCUCUUGAGCCAACGCCCAGCACUUCCAUCCGAUCGUUGAGUCUAUUCUUGACCAUCACUGUUGUCUCAUCUAAGACUCCGCUUGCUUUGUCGUCCAGCUUAGCCAUCCCUCGCCCUCGCCCUAAGCUCUUCUCUGCUUGCCGAGCGUGGCCCCCUCAAGCUUCAGGCGAUCUCCUUUGCCGGGCUGGCUAGUCGACCCCUCUCGGUGAUCCUUCCCGCUAUCACCUCGUCGUCCGUGCCGGCUUUGUAGCCAGCAUGAAGUACUCCCCUGACCACGACUGCUUCCGUACUCGAGGAGUGCUCUCCCGCGACACCAUCGUCGAGAUCUACAAGCUCCGCACAAACGAUAAGAAAAUCAAGACCGCCGCAAGCGCCUCGGUAGGCCUCAAGCACGGCGUUACGGCCAAGGCCAUCCGAGACAUCUGGAACCGGCGGACAUGGUGGAACGUGACGGAGGCGCUAUGGACGGAGGAGGAGCGGGAGGACUACGCGAGGAGGCGGAAGCCAUGCGGGAAGGCGGGGAGGCCUCGAGGGUCCAAGGACUCGAAGAAGCGGAGAGCAAAGAUCGGGGCAGGUCAGAUAAGCAUGGCAGCCAGUAGAGUAGACGAGCAAGCCCGAGACAGGACUGACCGGCCCAGUGACAGCCAUCAAGCUGGCAGGCAGGAGCUCUGCGUACGGCAAGGUGCAUCGUCGUCGUCAGAAGGCGACGAGCGGGAGGACGAGGACGAGAGCGAAGAGGACGCGGAAGGCGAAGACAAGAAGAGCACAAGUCGUGGGGAUGACGACGAGGCUCGGGCAUCGAUAGGCAUCGCAUACAGCAGCUGGAGCGAGGGAGCGGGGCUGCCCCGACCCAUCCACAUGUCAAGGGAGGAGCUUUGGGGCGAGGCUCUGCGGCACGUCAUGCGAUGACAACCACAGCGGAGAGCAGCGGCCAGUCCGUAGCAGCAGCCCCAGGGGCCAUUCCACUGUCGCAGUCGCCUGCACCUGCAUCCUUCUUACCCCCGGACAGCACCGAGCUCGCAGUGUGUACAGGGAGCAGUUUGUCGCGAGUGAUGUAUAUACAUGCAGACUCCUGCAUCUCACGCCUG
Messenger RNA from Guillardia theta CCMP2712, 1210 nucleotides. RefSeq lists its product as hypothetical. Bases 378 to 1031 code for a protein of 217 amino acids. The record is from RefSeq and is a predicted model, not a curated record. The transcript has a single exon. NCBI's taxonomy places the organism in Eukaryota, Cryptophyceae, Pyrenomonadales, Geminigeraceae.